Lingula anatina is the source of this 519-nucleotide messenger RNA. Its product is annotated as meiosis expressed gene 1 protein homolog. The record is from RefSeq and is a predicted model, not a curated record. Gene Ontology annotation, cellular component: nucleus. NCBI's taxonomy places the organism in Eukaryota, Metazoa, Brachiopoda, Lingulata, Lingulida, Lingulidae.
CUAUUGUUUACUCAUCGCCAAGGCUGCAAAGCAACAACAAUAAAAAGGAACAUUUUUAAAACUCGCGUCAAAUAUCAUUGAUUUUGAGAAUCACACAGACGUGCUUCAUUUACCAAAGGAAAAGCAGCUAAAAUAUCAACAUGAGUUCUGCAGAGAUUCUGAAGCCCAAAUCCAUGGUCCGCCCCAAACAUUGGUCUGAGGAGGUGGAGAAUGCCUACAGAUUCCAGCUGGCUGGAUACAGAGAUGUAACAGAAUAUAAGGCGAUACACAAUGUAGAAGAUUGUGAAAGGUGGCCAGACAGUGGUUUUGUGAAGAAGCUAAAAAGGAAAGAGGAUGGCUACUUUUACUACUAUAACAGAACCAGAGAAUGCCAAGACAAAGACAUUAACAAGACAAAGAUGUACUCUUAUUGAACGCAGCAUCUUUCAUGCCAUUAAACCAGGAAGACAUUUUUUGAAAAGUCCAGGAUGCAAAUUUAUUCAAAUUAAAGACUAAAUGAUUUUCUAAAAGGAAAAAAAA